Drosophila kikkawai is the source of this 1868-nucleotide messenger RNA. Its product is annotated as NADPH-dependent diflavin oxidoreductase 1. Gene Ontology annotation, cellular component: cytosol. The record is from RefSeq and is a predicted model, not a curated record. Gene Ontology annotation, molecular function: NADPH-hemoprotein reductase activity; flavin adenine dinucleotide binding; FMN binding. Lineage: Eukaryota; Metazoa; Arthropoda; Insecta; Diptera; Drosophilidae.
GUUCAAAAUUAUAGAAUAAUGCGGCUUUUGGUUCUCUAUGGCAGCCAAACAGGCACCGCCCAGGACGUGGCGGAGCAGAUCUGGCGGGAGUCGCAUCUGCUAGGCUUCCAGGGUCCAGUGCUGUCCCUCGAGGAGUACGAAACGCAGCGACUUAUCGAGGAGCGCCUCGUGGUCUUUGUGGUGGCCACCACCGGCGAUGGCGUGGAGCCCGAUAAUAUGAAACAGGCUUGGCGGUUUCUGUUGAAGCGCAGCCUGCCCGCCCAGUCCCUGCAAGGAAUGCAGUUCGCAUGCCUUGGGCUCGGCGACUCCAGCUACCCGAAGUUCAACUACGCCGCAAAGAAGCUGCACAAACGACUGCUGAAUCUGGGGGCCACUGCUGUGUGUCCAGUGGGCCUGUGCGAUGAUCAGCAUGAUUAUGGCCACCUGGGAGUGUCCCUCGCCUGGACUAAAGACCUUUGGAUCGCCCUCAAAGGCAUCUCCGGUGUGGACGACAGUCAGCUGAAUGGCGGUCACGUCCAAAGCCCGGGAAAGUGGCUCCUGAAGACGUUACCAAAGGAUUCUGCAAUUGUCCCUCUGGAAACUCUGCUCUGGACCCAAAAGCAAGCUGCACACACGUUUAAACUUAAGAAUAACCAAAGGACAACGGCAGAGAAUCACUUCCAGGAUGUGCGCUUCUUAAAGCUGGAAUAUCAGGCAGAAGUCCUCAGCUGGGAGCCCGGCGAUGUGCUCGAUGUGCAGCCCCAGAACAGCGAGGAAACUGUAAAGGAAUUCUUUGAACUAAUCCGCGAACACAACCUAAACUUCGAUGAGGACACCGUGGUCGAGGUGGUGAGUGCCCAUCCGGACAUGCCGCUGCCAAAGGCCUACGCCACUCCCUUGAGCCUUCGGCAGGCGGCCAAAUACGUUUGGGACCUGAGUGCCAAGCCGCGACAGAGGUUCCUUGAGGUGCUGGGCUUUAACUGCAGCGACGAGAUGGAAAAGGAGAAACUGGUGGAGUUCUGCUCUGGCGAGGGCAUCGAUGACCUGGUGGCCUAUGUCAACAGACCGCGUCGCACACUCCUAGAGGUUCUGCAGGACUUUCGUCAUGCCACAUCCCGCCUAACUCUGGAGCAGCUCUUCGAGAUGAUGCCACUGAUUCAGCCUCGCAGCUUCUCCAUAGCUUCGGAUAUGUCCUCCGGCACGCUAGACUUGCUGGUGGCUGUGGUCAACUACAAGACCAUCAUGCACACUCCCCGCCUGGGCCUGUGCUCCAACUGGCUGAAGCAUCUGGAGGCGGGAUCAACCGAGCUACGAGGCGUUGUCAAAAAGGGGACCAUGGUGUGGCCCAAGGACUUGAGCAUUCCUCUCAUUAUGGUGGGACCUGGCACGGGCAUUGCCCCCUUCCGCAGCAUCAUCCAACAUCGAUUGCAGCCCCAAGCCACAGGCUCCGCCAUUGGUCCUUUGGUCGUAUUCUUUGGCUGCCGCAACAAAUCUUCCGAUUUUCACUUUGAAGCUGACUUUACAGCCUGGACAACGGCUAAACAGGUGGAGGCUCACUUUGCCUUCUCCCGGGACGAGGAUCACAAGGUCUAUGUCCAGCAUUUGAUAACCAAGAAUGGCCCUUACCUAGCGGGACUCAUCAAGGACCGCAAUGCCUUCAUCUACGUGGCUGGGAACUCCAACAACAUGCCCAAAUCGGUGAGAGAGGCCUUCAUCGAGAUCCUCGGCGGUGAUGCGGACUAUGUGGAUCUGAUGAUCAAGCAGCGACGAUAUCAGGAGGAGACCUGGGCCUAAAAGCUACUCUUUAUUCGCGCAUAAGUUCCUAUUUGUACGGAUUGUUUGGACGGAAAUAAUAUUCUUAACAAAACUACAACUACUACAAAGGCCGC